Molecule: messenger RNA, 2415 nt
Organism: Strongyloides ratti
Lineage: Eukaryota; Metazoa; Nematoda; Chromadorea; Rhabditida; Strongyloididae
Product: Glycosyl transferase, family 14 and Chromatin SPT2 family-containing protein
Exons: 6
Coding region: 1-2415 (804 amino acids)
Cellular component (GO): membrane
Molecular function (GO): glycosyltransferase activity
Source: RefSeq, a predicted model, not a curated record
AUGAUUGAAAAAAUUAACAUAAAAGCAUCUCUUUUUCACUUUUUUAAUAAUAUUUCACCAAAAGCAUUUACUUUUUUUAUAAUAACUUUUGGAAUAUAUUGUGUAUAUCUAUCAAUACAAACUAUAAAUAUUAUUUAUUAUCAAAAAAAUAAUAAUUACUUAAGUGUAGAAAAAAACAUUCUUAGUAUGUGGAAACCAAAAGAUUUUAAUUUAAAUUGUACAAAAUUAUUAAAUGGAGAUGAACAAUAUAUUAAAAAUUUAAUUAAUAAAAGAUAUACUAAUAAAAAUUUAUCAAAUAUGUUAGAUCUUUCAUGUGAUGGAAUACGAAGUAGAGGCUUCUAUCCAUCAGAACCAUUAUCAGAUAUUGAAGCAAAUUAUCCAAUUGCCUAUGCUAGAAAUGUUUAUAAUGACUAUUAUAUGAUAGAAUUACAAUUUUUAUUAUCAUAUGCUCCACAAAAUCAUUAUUGUUUUGCAGUUGAUGAUAAGGCAAAAUUAUUUAGAAAACAAUUAGAAAAUUUAGAAAAAUGUUUUGAUAAUGUAUAUAUUACUAAUGUAAGCUAUAUUAUGACAAGUUUUGGUCAAAAUCAAACUUAUAGUAGUUAUGAAUGUAUGAAAUAUUUGAUAAAAAAAAAAUGGAAAUAUUUAUUUAUUUUACAGAAUGAUGAUUUUCCUUUAAAAACUAAUUAUGAACUUAUUCAAAUAUUAUCAGCAAGAAAUAGUACAAUGGAUAUUAGUUAUGUAAAUCCAAAACAUUUAAUCAGAAGACGUAUAGAUUUAUCAAAAAAAUGGGAUCACAAAUCAUUAAAUUUCAAGAAAGAUGUUAAUGUUACUUUUGAUGAUCGAUUGUUAAAUGAAAAUAUGACAUUUCAAAAGGGUUAUUCUGCACAUGGUUUACCUAGAGAAUCAGUAGAAUAUUUAGUAAAUUCAAUUAAUCUAACAACAUAUUUUAAAAAUAUAAAUACUGGAAGAUUCGGAGAAGAUGAAAUGGUAUGGCAAACAUUAUUUAAUGAUGAAUAUGUUAAAGUUCCACAAUGGGUUCAUAAAAAUUGUGUUAGCCAGUACUACAAUGAAAAAACAUAUAUGGUAAGAGAAGCAUUUUGGUAUAGAAGAAAUUGUAAAAGUAAUAUGCUCAUUCAUAGUGUUUGUAUAGUUGGAAUGGAAAUGUUAAAUGAUUUAAUAUAUAAUCCACAUUAUUUUAUUAAUAAAUUCAAGUCUAAUAAUGAUAUAGGUGCUGCUAUAUGUUUAGGUGAAUAUAUAUACAAUAAAACUUAUUUUAACAAAAUAAAUAAUAUUAACCUGACUUUUUAUAUAAAUUUACCACAAACUAAAUAUCAAAAUGCUGAUAAAAAAACAAAGGACGAAAUUAUUAAAAAUUGCAAAAAUAAUUCAUUAUGGUCUUUUUAUUAUUGGUAUUUUUUUUUAUGCAAAGUGAUGGAUGAAUUUUUUGCUGAUAUAUUAGGUGACGCAAAAGUUACAUCCAAAAAUCUUAAUAUAACAAAUCGUAGAAUUGUUAGCGAUGAUUUUAAAAACCGUGAAAAAUUCUACACAAGCUUUACCAAUAAAGGAAAAAAUUUAUACAAAAAUAAUAUUGGGAUUCAAAAUAAGGUAAAUCAGAUAACAGGGAAAAAUAAAAUUAAUUGUUUUACACUAAAUUCAACACUCAAAAAUGAUAAAUCAACUCAAGGGCAAAAUUUAUCUUUUAGUCAAAUUUUCAAUAUUGCCAAGUUAAAUGAAAAAGUUUCAGAUAGUAGAAGUCAAAAAAAUGUAUUAAAGAAUAAAAGUCAUAUUGAACAACCUACGAAUAAUGUUAUUCCACCAAUUCAGAAACCUAAAAUUCCAAAACUUAUAAUUCGAAAAACAGAUUACACUAUUAGAAAUAAAGAUUAUGAUAUUCCUAGAGAAGCUGAAUAUUCAAAAAAAUUAAAAUUAAGUAAAACAAUAGACAAAAAAAUUUCCUCUGAAAAAGGUAUUUUGCAAAAAAUUAAAGAUAAAUUUCCACCUUCUGAUAAAAAAAGAAAGGUAGAAAUAAAAAGACAUUCUUCAAGUAAUAUAACUAAAAUUGCAAAAAUUCCCCAAAAAUUUUCAUGUUAUACUAGAGAAAAAGAAAGAAGUCAUUUUAAAAAUAGUCGUUGUUUACAAAAUUACAACAGAGAGUCAUCUGAAGAUUCAAAUGAUAGUAUGGAUAAUUUUAUUGAUGAUAGUAAUGAUGAUCUUCCUCCUAGAACAGAAGUUGAAGAAGCCCUAAAAUCAAUAUCACGUUAUGAUAAAAAACGCUGGUUAGAAAAUGAACGUUCUAUCAAAGAAGAUAAGAUGGUAUCAUCUUUUUCUGAUAUUAAAAGAGAAGAGAGACGUUCAUUGAAACUAGCUUUAAAAGAGGAUUUACGUGAAUUAAAAAAAGGGUCUCAUGCUCUAUAA